AUGGUAUCGUCCGUUUUGCCGGGAGAUAUCUGCAAAUGCGAGUCUGCCUCCAGCACCCGCAGAGGCAAGACGUGUUCUCAUGACUGCCUAGUAUCCGAGGGAAGUAGCCCAUGUUACUCUUAUGAGCAUCUGUACAAGGAAUGCCCUAAAGAUAAAAACUACAAAAUAUGCUCUGAAUGUUCAUCACAUGAUCAUACAUACAGAGAAUGUAAAGAAAAUACAAAAAAAUGUGUUAACUGCAAUCAACAACAUAGAACUUUAGCAGCGAAAUGCCCAGUAAGAAAGGCCCUAAUAAAAAGAAAAAUUCAAGAGAUCAAAGCAAACAGAUAUGCAACAUCCACUACAAACAACGGUACAAGUUACGCCAAAGUUACAGCCUCCAAUACGGGAAAUUGCCAGGCUAAUGCAAAUAACAUCCAGAAUAAUAUAAGUAGAAUACAAGAAGAGACCAGAAUCACGAUUACAACAAAUUUAGCAAUAAAACUGGGGCUGCGCCAAGAAGGAUUCUACCCCUCAGUAAUAAACAACAUAUUAGCAGAUAACAAUUUACCCACAAUACACUUCUCUGAAGAAACAGUAAACAUGAUAGCAAGCACCAUGAAAAGGAACAAAAGACAAGAAAACCGUACAAACAAAGCAGAAGAUUUACAAGCAACUCAGGAUAUACCACAGGAUAUGCAAGACUGCACACAAUAUGAAGAAAACACAGCAGAGAGCUCAGAAGACGACUCCUCAUCAGAUGAAGACUUUAUACCCGGGAAUGAGCCCAAUUUGGACUCGAACUCACCAAUCCUUCCCUCAGGACGCAUAAGUAAUCUACAAGAAACGCAGCAUCAAUUAACAGAAGAAAUACAAGCCUCACUACUAAGCUUCUCGGAUUUCUCCAGUUCUCCCAUUUUACAAAAUCCACAGGGAUCAACUUCAGCAUCAAAAAAUAUUACGCCAAGGAAAGACAUUAGUAUCGAGGAAGCUUAG
Macrobrachium nipponense is the source of this 975-nucleotide messenger RNA. RefSeq lists its product as uncharacterized. The transcript has 3 exons. The coding region runs from base 1 to 975 and encodes 324 amino acids. The record is from RefSeq and is a predicted model, not a curated record. NCBI's taxonomy places the organism in Eukaryota, Metazoa, Arthropoda, Malacostraca, Decapoda, Palaemonidae.